Sitophilus oryzae (rice weevil) is the source of this 876-nucleotide messenger RNA. Its product is annotated as craniofacial development protein 2-like. Lineage: Eukaryota; Metazoa; Arthropoda; Insecta; Coleoptera; Curculionidae. Gene Ontology annotation, biological process: chromatin remodeling. Gene Ontology annotation, cellular component: nucleus. The coding region runs from base 1 to 876 and encodes 291 amino acids. The transcript has a single exon. The record is from RefSeq and is a predicted model, not a curated record. Gene Ontology annotation, molecular function: catalytic activity.
AUGGCAGAUACAAACUCAGAAAGGGCCCUCAGUCCGGGGCACUCCUUAAAUGGAGAGAGGGUGCGAAGAAUCCCCCCGUAUGCAAAACUUCAGAUAUUUGACAGAAUUACCAGGGUUGCCACAUGGAAUGUGCGAAGUCUUUACGCGGCUGGUAAACUUGCCAACCUGGAUGCGGAGAUGCACCGAUUGCAAAUAAAGAUCUUGGGCCUAAGUGAAGUCCGAUGGCCCGGUUCCGGCACUAUAAGAAUAGAACACGGAACCCUCUAUUACUCAGGAAAUGACAACCCGAACCAUUACAACGGUGUCGGAGUUCUGGUCUCUUCAGGUAUUGAGAGAUCGGUCGUCGAUUUCUUUCCCAUUUCGGAUCGCCUGAUGGUUCUUAAAAUUAAAACCUCACGUCGAAUAAUGAACAUUGUUCAGGUAUACGCACCAACAAGUGAAAAGCAGGAUGAUAUAGUGGAACAGUUCUACAAUGAACUGGAAGACAUCAUGAAACUCACAAAGAAGGGGGAACUAACCAUUAUCAUAGGUGAUUUCAAUGCUAAAGUGGGUGUAGGAGCAGAAGGUGAUGUGGUUGGAGGCUUUGGGCUAGGCAUCCGGAACUUGAGAGGAGAUCGCCUGGUUCAGUUUUGCACACAACAACUUGCUAUCGUUAAUACAUUUUUCAAGCAGCCUCCUCGUCGUCUCUACACUUGGAGGUCGCCGGCGGACUGUGAUGAGAAUCUAAUUAGGAAUCAAAUUGAUUUCAUACUGAUAAACAAGGAGCACAAAAAGGCGGUAAAGUCAGUUAAAACGUAUCCCGGUGCUGACGUAAACAGCGAUCACAACCCGGUGAUGGAUGAAGGUGAGGCGCUUCAUACAUGCGAGACCAACUAA